Molecule: messenger RNA, 2184 nt
Organism: Triticum aestivum (bread wheat)
Lineage: Eukaryota; Viridiplantae; Streptophyta; Magnoliopsida; Poales; Poaceae
Product: KHG/KDPG aldolase
Exons: 10
Coding region: 75-782 (235 amino acids)
Molecular function (GO): lyase activity
Source: RefSeq, a predicted model, not a curated record
GAUACGCUCGCCUACUCAGGUCUACAGCUACACCGGUCAGCAGUUGGCGGCUGUCACUCGCUCCGGGAACCAGGAUGCUCGUCGUCGCCGCAGCAAAGCUGCCUCUUCUCGCCUCCCAGUCUCCUCGGCGAGAUCCGCCGCGGUCACCGAAAGCGCUCGCCGCCAUACUGCGCUCGCGCGUCAUCGCCUGCCUUCGCGCGCAAGAUGGCGAGAUGGCGAUGCAGGCGGCCCACGCGGCCGUUCGCGGCGGCGUCUCCGUGCUAGAAAUUGCGAUGUCCACUCCUGGAGUGCUAGAGGCUGUUGAGGAUCUUCGCAGGAUUUACCCUUCCUUGACAUUUGGGGUUGGUACGGUCCUCAAUGCUGAUGAUGCAAGGAAAGCCAUUAGAGCUGGUGCACAGUUUCUCAUGAGCCCUGGCACAGUCAUGGAAAUACUUCAUGAUCUUGAUGGAAGUGAAGCUCUGUAUAUCCCAGGAGUGCUGACACCAACUGAGGUUAUAUAUGCUUUCAAUGCUGGUGCUAAAGUCGUUAAGGUGUACCCAGCUUCGGUGAUGGGUGGAGAGAUGUACAUGUCUGCUCUAAAGAAACCAUUUCCUCUUGUACCAAUGGUUGCUUCGCAAGGAAUUACCAUAGGUUCAAUCAAGUCGUACAUGGACGCAGGGGCAUCUGCAGUGGUGCUGUCCGAUGCUAUCUUCGACAAAGAGUUGAUGAGAGAAAGGAAUUUCAUUGGAAUUGCAGCGCUCGCAAAUCAGGCCACUUUGCAGGCAUCACAGUGUGGAAGAUGAGGCAAAACCAAAAACUUAGUGUGCAAGCAUUGCAGUUCAGAAAACGGGACAAAGUGCUUGCCUAAUACUGCUUGGCUUGGGAUUAACAAUACCAUCCACUUACAUUCCCUGCUCUGCAUGAGAAGAGGAAGAAGCCAGUUCUGUUUCCCUGGUACUGAAGCCCCCCCCCCCCCCCCCCCCCCCCCCCCCCCGGCAAGGUCUGUACAUUCGGCUCGCUACGGUUGCCGCCCCAGCCCUGCCGACAGAUGGCUAGUUAACAUAGGAAAUUAAUCCGAACUCAUUUAACUGCUGCUACUAUUCCAUGAGUCCACAUUCAUUGACUCUCAACUUUUGUUAUGGCUAAUUGGCUAGUGCCGAGCUCCACUCUGACCAACACUACAUGCAUCCUGAAGAAACUCUGAACCUGACGCACAGUGCACGGCUGAACUAGACCAGCAUCACCAGCAGCACAAGGAGGCUGCAUAGCGUGAUCGGCCACAGAGCAGCAGCAGCAGUCGUAAUCGUCGCCGAGCCGCACGUCCGCACCUGCACGCCACCGCUGGUCGAGUUGUUGGUACAUCCACUCGCAUGUCGUGUUGUCGACUGGCCCAGGACGGGGGUACACCGUGCAGGUGCAGACCCACAUUCUGAACCCAGCGGUGUAUUGCUGAACAUCGUCCUCUGCCGCUCGUUGUAGUCUUACCUGAAGCGAUUGAUGAUCAGGAUCAAUCGGGGAAUUCAGAUUGUUUCAUACGUACGUGGGCAGGUAGUUGGGCGUGGGUUGGAGAUCAAGUGGGUGGGGUUACAUUGCACUACAUACCGGAGUGCAGCAGCAGCAGCAGCAAAAGGGCAAGGCUCAAGAUGGUCAUGGCCUGAUGGGGCGUCCUUGUCUUCAUCUCUGUUAGGCACAAGUUCGUAGCAGAAGAACAUGUUAUAUGAAGUCAUAUCAGUUAAAUGGAAUAGGAGAGGACAGACGAGGAAAUAAUCCUGUAAAAUCAACCAGAAACAAAAACAACAUCAUGAAUACACGUUUAAUUACAUGUUUGCAGUGUCAGGUACAAAACAUAGUAUAGCAAGUAAAAAAAAUGUUCGUCGAGUAUUUCAAAACGUUCAUCGUUUCUUUGAAAACGUGUAUCAUGUAUUUUCAAAAGACCUUGUGUAUUUUUAAAUAUGUCAUAUUGUUUUCAUAAAUAUUGCACGGAAUUUUUUAUAUACAUUUUUAGUAAUGCAAGAUGAACGAUCUGUAGUACAUGCUGAGUUUUUUCCUUUUAUUCUUUUUAUGUUUUCAGUGUUUCUAUUUAUUUCCUAGUUUUUCUUGUUCUAAUUUAUUUUUCUGUUUCUUUAUUAGGAAAAUAUAAAAUGCACAUAACAUGAUUUUUUUAAUACAUGCUUAUUGUUUUUUGAUAAAAGAUGAAUAUUUUUA